AUGCGUAAGCAGGGUCACUAAAACUGCCUUUCCCACACAGCUCUGAGCGCAGAGCACACGACUGGAUCUGCCACCGGGAUGGAGACCCUCGGGAGCGGUCGGCUGUCGCACAGGCUCGUGCUGUGCUGUGCCUUUUGGGGACUCUGCCUGGCCUCUCCGGACUACGAUGAUUACUCUCAGAACAGCACCAAUGAGCAGGUAACCACACCAGAGAUCACGCCGUGUCCCCGAGCCAUCCCUGGGGAAAAGGCAACCAUCAACAACGUCACGUACCUGUUGAUACACGAGGCCACGCGCUCUCAGCUGGGCAGCGUGGUCACCGUGCGGCUCAUCCCCUGCCUCUACACCCUCGUCUUCCUGGUGGGGCUGCCUUCAAACGGGCUGGCCCUGUGGGUCCUGGUGACCAGGGCUGAGAAGCUGACCUCCACUGUCUUUCUGAUGAACUUGGCUGCUGCAGACCUGCUGCUUAUAUUGGUGCUGCCCUUCAAGAUUUUCUACUAUUUCCUGGGGAACAACUGGCCCUUCGGGGAAGGGCUGUGCCGGCUCACCACAGCCUUCUUCUACGGGAACAUGUACUGCUCAGUGCUGCUGCUCACGUGCAUCAGUGUUGACCGGUACCUGGCUGUGGUGCAUCCUUUCUUUUCACGUUCUUUCCGCACCCCUGCCUUUGCCGCCUUCACCUGCACCGCCAUCUGGCUCUGUGCUGCCAUCCUCACCCUGCCCCUGACUCUGCAGCAGCAGUCGUAUCCCCUGUAUGGAGCAGACAUCACUCUCUGCCACGAUGUUCUCCCCAGGCACGAGGAUGACGGGUAUUAUUUCUACUACUUCAUCUGCCUGAUCGCCUGUGCUUUCCUCACUCCUCUGCUGGUGAUGCUGUUCAGCUACUGCUCUGUUCUGCGAACCCUCCUGGACAGUGGGAAGCGGUACUCCUACUCUAUGAAGCUCACAGCUCUCGUGCUGUUCACACUUGUGGCCUUCUACACACCCAGCAAUGUUCUCCUCCUUGUUCAUUACUCCAGCUAUAACUCCAAGGUGUAUGGCAACCUGUACAUCAGCUACAUGGUGAGCCUGGCCAUCAGUACCUUUAACAGCUGCGCUGAUCCCUUUGUCUACUACUAUGUUUCGGAAGACUUCCGGGAUAAGGUGAGAAGGAGGUUCUUCAGGCACAGAAAACAAAACACCACAUCCUUAAAAACCUCCAAGGAAACACUCCCUCAAAAAAGUUCUAAAGAUUCACUGGUGUAA
This is a messenger RNA of Antrostomus carolinensis (chuck-will's-widow), 1245 nucleotides long. RefSeq names its product F2R like thrombin or trypsin receptor 3 (gene F2RL3). The record is from RefSeq and is a predicted model, not a curated record. Lineage: Eukaryota; Metazoa; Chordata; Aves; Caprimulgiformes; Caprimulgidae. Gene Ontology annotation, cellular component: plasma membrane. Gene Ontology annotation, biological process: phospholipase C-activating G protein-coupled receptor signaling pathway; blood coagulation; thrombin-activated receptor signaling pathway. Gene Ontology annotation, molecular function: thrombin-activated receptor activity.